Molecule: messenger RNA, 1284 nt
Organism: Diaporthe amygdali
Lineage: Eukaryota; Fungi; Ascomycota; Sordariomycetes; Diaporthales; Diaporthaceae
Product: glycerophosphoryl diester phosphodiesterase family protein
Exons: 1
Coding region: 1-1284 (427 amino acids)
Biological process (GO): lipid metabolic process
Molecular function (GO): glycerophosphodiester phosphodiesterase activity
Source: RefSeq, a predicted model, not a curated record
AUGACGUUCGGACAUAUCGCCGUCGCCAGUCUCCUGGCCUGCAUUGGCCUGGCGACUCCCAUUGUGCCUCAAUCGCGGACGAACCAGCACCAGUUGAUCAAGCAAGUGCAAUUGGGGCCGCGGCCAUAUUUCCUCGUCAACGACAUGGACCCGUCCCCGCUCAAGGAUGAGCUCGAGGCCUGCUCGGAGAUGGACAUCCGACCCUCACGCUUCUCCAUCGGCCACCGCGGCGGUGGAACCCUGCUCAUCCCGGAGGAGACGCGCGAGUCCGAGCUGGCAGGGCUCCGCAUGGGCGCCGAGGUCCUCGAGUGCGACGUCGUCUUCACCUCGGACCGCCAGCUCGUCUGCCGCCACGACCAGUGCGACCUGCACUCGACCACCAACAUCGUCGACAUCCCGGAGCUCAACGCGAAGUGCACGCAGCCCUUCUCGCCUGCCGACCCGGCCACCGGCGCCGCCGCCAGUGCCAAGUGCUGCACCAGCGAUAUCACCCUUGACGAGUUUAAAAGCCUCUGCGGCAAGAUGGAUGGCUUCAAUGCCACCGCCGAGACGCCCGGUGAUUUCCUGCACGGCACGCCCAGCUGGCGGACAGACCUUUACGCCACUUGCGGGACAGUGCUCACCCACCGCGAGUUCAUCGAGCUGGUUGAUGAGUUCGGCGGGUCCGAGGUGCAGUUCACCCCCGAGCUUAAGACGCCCCAGGUGCCGAUGCCCUUCGGCGGCAACGGCUCCAACUACACGCAACAGGUGUACGCGCAGCAGAUGGUCGACGAGUACCGGGCCGCCGGGGUCGACCUGAAGCGGCUGUGGCCGCAGAGCUUCCUGUACGACGACAUCCUGUACUGGAUCGAGGCGGUGCCGGAGAUCGCCAGCCAGGUCAUCUUCUUGACAGAGACGGAGGGUGACAUCGCCAACCUUACCGAGUACGCUGCCGCUGGCGUUAAGAUCAUGGCACCCCCCUUGCCGUUCCUGGUCACGGUCGGUGAGGACGGCAAGUCCAUCGUGCCGUCCGAGUACGCGGCCGAGGCCAAGCGGCUGGGGCUGAAGCUCGUCACCUGGUCCUUUGACCGGUCGGGGCCGCUGAGCCAGGUCGAGGAGGAUGAUGAUUAUUACUACACCUCGAUCGCGAACGUGACUAACAAUGAUGGCGAUGUAUAUAAUCUGCUGGACGUCCUGGCGCGGGAGGUCGGAGUGUUGGCUGUCUUCUCUGACUGGUCUGCCACGGCCACGUACUACGCGAACUGCUUUGGGCUGUUCCCAACGUAUUCUGAUUGGGUAGACUAG